Humulus lupulus (European hop) is the source of this 481-nucleotide messenger RNA. RefSeq names its product large ribosomal subunit protein eL38z/eL38y-like. The transcript has 3 exons. Gene Ontology annotation, biological process: translation; protein-RNA complex assembly. NCBI's taxonomy places the organism in Eukaryota, Viridiplantae, Streptophyta, Magnoliopsida, Rosales, Cannabaceae. Gene Ontology annotation, cellular component: cytosolic large ribosomal subunit; ribosome. The record is from RefSeq and is a predicted model, not a curated record. Bases 124 to 333 code for a protein of 69 amino acids. Gene Ontology annotation, molecular function: structural constituent of ribosome.
CAAAGUUUAGCAGCCCGCUAGAAAGAAACCUAAUUUGAGUUUCAUUUAUAUGUGUAUGGCUGUGGAGCGCGGCCAUACACUUCCUCAAGUCCGCCCGUCUCAGGAACUUCCGCGAUCUCAACUAUGCCUAAGCAAAUCCAUGAGAUUAAGGAUUUCCUUCUUACUGCAAGAAGGAAGGAUGCUCGUUCAGUGAAGAUCAAGAGGAGCAAAGAUGCGGUCAAGUUCAAGGUCAGAUGCUCAAAGUACCUCUACACACUUUGUGUCUUUGAUGCUGAGAAGGCUAACAAGUUGAAGCAAUCCCUUCCCCCAGGUUUGAGUGUUCAGGACCUGUGAAGAGUUAGGAGGCAGUGCCAUGGCUGUUUGUUAGAGUUUUACUUAAUUAUAUGAUUUGUUUUAUUUGGAAGUUUUGAAAAUUGUAGCCCUUAAAUGUUCAAAAGAUUUUUAUUGGGAUGUUGUGGAAAUAUAUUGAUUUUGGUGAUCA